GUAAUUUAAAUAGCCCCUUGCGCAUUUUGAUGAAUAGUGUCGCUGUCAAAUGCAUUAGAAACACAUCAAGGCGUGUUGAUAGUCAGACAGCUGCAAGGGAGAGGAGCGGAAGAAAAGCUGCGUCCUGUCUCCUCUUCAUGGUUACAUGUAGUUAUUUAUCAGCGGAGCUGGAUGUAGGGGAGAGUUUGUUCAACUGUUACCGUGAGCGUGCUGUUCCGGGGUUAACGUUCUGUUUCUUUGCCUUUUUUCUGGAAAGCCAUGGAGACCAGAACAUGUCAAGUCUAAGUGAGGUUUUACUACUCUAAGUGUGUCUAGGUUCUUGUACAUAUUUUUCCGCCUUGUCAAACUUCAACGCAGGAGGGAAACCUUUGGCUCGAUCAGGAGCCCCUGAGGACCCACAUCAGCAUGGUAAACAGCCAAGCAUCAGGCGUACCGCCCGCCUCCAGGUCUUGUGCAGGAUGCGGUGGGAAGAUUGCUGACCGCUUCCUACUCUUCUCCAUGGAGCGCUACUGGCACACUCGCUGUCUCAAGUGCUCUUGCUGCCAAGCCCAGCUGGGGGACAUUGGCACCACCUGCUACAGCAAAGGGGGCAUGAUUCUGUGUCGGAGUGACUACAUCAGACUGUUCGGGCACAGCGGGGCGUGCAGCGCCUGCGGCCAGUCGAUCCCAGCCAGUGAAAUGGUGAUGAGGGCACAGGGAAAUGUUUACCACCUCAAGUGUUUCAGCUGUGCCACCUGUAGAAACAGACUGAUGCCUGGUGAUCGUUUCCAUUACAUCAACGGUACGAUCUUCUGUGAGCACGACCGACCCGGCGCUGCCUUGCUCAACAGCCACCUGCCUCCACUCCAGAGCAACUCUGUGCUGACAGACCAGAAGGUAUGCUGAGGGGCAGGAGCGCAGUGUUUUGUUCUCGCCUUUUCUUCCUAACUUCACUUCUCCUUGGUGCACUCUUCUUCUCCUGCUACUGUUGCCAUUGUUGUGGAUUCUCAUCACUGACCUGCUUCCCUUCUCCAGAGAGGAUGCAGUUGCACACCAAGAUGUCCCGUCUGUCACCGUAUCAGAGACUCUGUGUACUGCAUACAAACUCACAUUUAUGUUGUGCUCAAUGUUAAAAUGGUCCCCGCAUCAUACAGACACUUACAGUAUACGUAUGUGAACUGAACCGUUAAAAGGCUCCUUCAGGAAUAACCGAAAGCUGGAGGAAAACGAUGAUGGUGGCUAGCGCCAACUGGGAACAUGAACAGAAGAUGCUGGAAUGAAAGUUUGAUGGGCUGCUGUAAAAUGACUGUCAAAGCUUUGCUUAUGCCAUGUGGCAUUGUUACCCCUGAUGUUAAUGAACUCUUGAUCUUUCUCUUGUAUAUGUUAAUAUGAGAUCAUACACAGGUUUGAAUGUAGACGAUGGGUAUCU
Monopterus albus (swamp eel) is the source of this 1408-nucleotide messenger RNA. RefSeq names its product LIM domain transcription factor LMO4 (gene lmo4lb). The record is from RefSeq and is a predicted model, not a curated record. The transcript has 5 exons. Bases 406 to 885 code for a protein of 159 amino acids. Lineage: Eukaryota; Metazoa; Chordata; Actinopteri; Synbranchiformes; Synbranchidae.